Molecule: messenger RNA, 7170 nt
Organism: Limulus polyphemus (Atlantic horseshoe crab)
Lineage: Eukaryota; Metazoa; Arthropoda; Merostomata; Xiphosura; Limulidae
Gene: Lrp4
Product: low-density lipoprotein receptor-related protein 4-like
Exons: 32
Coding region: 248-5536 (1762 amino acids)
Molecular function (GO): calcium ion binding; protein binding
Source: RefSeq, a predicted model, not a curated record
UGAUAACUGCCGGGUUGUGAACCGAUGAUGAUGUAGAACUGUAGCUGAAAGUAAUCUUUCGACCGUUGGUAGUUGGGAUUACUGUAAGAGAAGAAAUCGAGAAGAGAAGGACGCAGCUACAAAAGUGAAGCUAUGCGACCAGUAUCCGCGUUAUGAGGAAUCAAUAGAUAUUACAGAAGCGUGAAUGUAAGAAGCUGCCUUGUAACUUCGAAUAUAUAUUGUGACAAUUUUAUGUGUCACGUUAAGAAUGCGUUUGUUUGCCAUAUUGCUGUGGAAUCUGACUGUUGGAAUCCUUUGCUUCAGCAAAACAGGAUUAACAGCGGAUCCCGUGUGCAACUGUGAAGCUAAUCAGUUCGCUUGUACUCCUAACUCUCAUACAAAUUGCAGCUGUAUCCCUUCCAGGUGGCGCUGUGAUUCAGACAACGAUUGUGAUAAUGGGAGCGACGAACUCGGAUGUGGUGAGUUGAAGGGACCACAGACGGAAGUCACGUGCCCCUCAGGCCAGUUCCGGUGUACGAACGCGCGUUGUAUACUUCUGUCCUACCAAUGUGAUGGAGACAAUGACUGUGGCGACUGGUCGGAUGAAGAGAAUUGUCGCGACCGUGGUAAAUGCCCCCCAGGAGAAUACAGAUGUAGCGAUGGGAUGUGUAUCAACCUUGAAUGGAAAUGUGAUGGUGAAAAUGAUUGUGAUGAUGGUUCGGAUGAAAUAAAUUGUCCUGCAGUAAAAUGUAACGAAACACAGUUUCGAUGUACAUCAGGUCGUUGUAUUCCAAAGUCUUCUAUUUGUGAUGGUAGGAAUGACUGUCCUGAUAACAGUGAUGAAAAGGAUUGUGUUUCAGUUGAAGAGUCCUGUGGUUUAGGACAGUUUCAGUGCUUGGAUGGAACAUGCAUUGGACAACAGUUUGUGUGUAAUAGUGAAGUUGACUGUCCGGAUGGCUCUGAUGAGUCUACUAAUGGAACUUGUACUAGUGGUACUCCAUGUAAAGAAGAUGGAUUUCCAUGCCAGCACUUAUGUGUAUCAACUCCAACUGGACAUCGAUGUGCAUGCAAGGAUGGCUAUGAACUUGGUUUGGAUGGUCGGUCAUGCCUUGAUAUAGAUGAAUGUAAGUGGGAUGGUUCUUGUAGUCAGGAAUGCCAGAAUACAGUUCCUGGUUAUCAGUGUUUCUGUAAAGAAGGUUAUACUCUUCUUCAGAACAACCGUGGAUGUAAAGCAUCAGGUCUGGACCCAUUCAUUUUGUUUGCUAAUCGGGUAGAUAUUCGACGAACUACAAUGGAUGGGUCCCUGUACACGUCCGUUUUGAGCAACCUUGAAAAUGCUAUUGCUGUGAAUUACCACUAUGAAAAAAGGAAAAUGUUUUGGACUGACAUCAAAGCUGAUGUCAUUCGCUCUGCUUCUUUUAAUGGUACUAAAGUACAUGAUGUGAUUUUUGUUGGACUCUCAAGUCCAGGUGGACUAGCUGUGGAUUGGAUAGGGAAUAAAAUAUUCUGGACUGAUGUUGGACCAUCCAGGAUUGAAGUGGCUAACCUGGAUGGUUCCAUGCGGCGAGUUUUAUUCUGGAAAAAAUUGGAAAAACCUAGGGCCAUAAUUGUUAAUCCAGAUGAGAGCACCCUCUACUGGACAGACUGGGGAAGUGAACCUAGAAUUGAAAGAGCAUUCACUGAUGGAAGUGGUCGUCAAGCCAUUGUCACAACUGCCCUUUUUUGGCCUAAUGGUCUUGCAAUUGACUAUCCUAUAAAGCGUCUUUUUUGGACUGAUGCUAAACAUCGAGUGAUUGAGAGUGCUAAUCUGGAUGGAUCAGAUCGUAAACAGAUUGUUAAGCAGGGUUUGCAACAUCCUUAUGCCAUCAGUGUGUUUGAAGACUAUAUUUAUUGGACAGACUGGCGUACCAAAAGUAUUCAUAAAGCCAAUAAGUUUACUGGACAGAAGAAGACCACUGUCUUGUCCAACUUGAACUUUCCCAUGGAGCUUACAGUUGUCCACCCACUUAGACAACCAAAUGCAACUAAUCCUUGUGGUGAGAACAAUGGUAGAUGUAGCCAUCUCUGCCUUGGUAACAAUAAAAGCUACAGUUGUGCUUGUCCAACUGGAAUAUCCUUGAAGAAAAAUGGUCAGACAUGUAAAAAAGAAAUUGAUUCGUUUCUCCUAUUUACAAGAAGGAAUGAUAUUCGAUGGCUUUGCUUGGAGUGUUAUGAUCAGUUAGAUGUACCAAUUCCACUGCAGAACAUAAGCAGUGCAGUUGCUUUAGACUGGGACAGUGACACAAACACCAUAUACUGGACAGACGUAACCAGUGACACAAUUAAUAAAGCUAACUGGAAUGGCAGUGAUCAAAAGGUGGUCAUUGAUAGUAACCUUGAGAGACCAGCUGGUCUUGCUGUGGACUGGGUUAGUCAAAACCUGUACUGGACAGACUCUGGUACUGACCGUAUUGAAGUGUCUAACCUAGAUGGAACCAUGAGGACAAUUUUGGUAUGGGAAGGUCUAGACAGGCCUCGAGAUAUCAUUGUGGAUCCCAUAGGAGGUUACAUGUACUGGACUGACUGGGGGAUUAACCCAAAGAUUGAGAGAGCUGGAAUGGAUGGUUCUCAACGAGUAAUUAUAGUGGAACACAAUCUAACCUGGCCAAAUGGUUUAGCUAUUGAUUAUGAAAAAGAAAAACUGUACUGGGCAGAUGCUGGUAUGAAAACUAUUGAACUGAGUGGACUCGAUGGCCGAAAUCGUAAGGUAUUGAUUGCUAGUGAUUUGCCACAUCCUUUUGGUCUUGCUUUAUUUGAAGAUCUGGUGUACUGGACUGAUUGGGAAAAAUUUAGCAUACAGAGUGCCAAUAAAAAAACUGGUAAAGAUAGAGCUAUUGUCUUAGCUGGAUUGGAAAACCUGAUGGAUAUCCAUGUAUUCCAUCGAAAACGUCAACCUGUACCACACCCAUGUCGAUCACACAAUGGUGGCUGUAGUCAUCUUUGUCUUCUUGCUCCAUUGCCUGAUGGUUAUACAUGUGCAUGUCCAACUGGUAUUGUUUUACAGGAUGAUAAAAGAACAUGUGCCACAGAUAUGCAGAAUUUCUUGAUUAUUGCUCGCAGAACAGACAUUCGGAAAAUCUCCUUAGAUGUUCCAUAUUUAGCUGAUGUUGUGCUUCCAGUUAAUGGGCUAAAAAAUGUUGUGUCUUUAGAUGUGGAUAAAAAAGAUGGUAAAAUAUAUUGGUCUGAUACAUCACUGGACAAGAUUCAAAGAUCUGAUCUAAAUGGAAAAGGCAAAGAAGAUAUUUUCACUGUUGGUCUGGAGAUGGUGGAUGGGCUUGCUGUAGACUCCAUUGGACACAAAAUUUAUUGGUCGGAUAAUAAACGAAAUCAUAUUGAAGUAGCAGACCUUGACGGAUAUUAUCGGAAAGUUUUAAUAUGGGAAAAUCUCGAUAGUCCAAGGGGUCUUGUGCUACAUUAUGACAAAGGAUUUAUGUACUGGACAGACUGGGGUAACAAACCAAGAAUAGAGAGAGCUGACAUGGAUGGAGAAAGCAGAGUAACGAUUGUCAGUGAAAAUCUUGGAUGGCCCAAUGGACUGACAAUAGACCGUCCCAAAGAACAGUUGUUAUGGGCAGAUGCUAAAACAGCGUUGAUUGAGGCAGUUGACCUGAAUGGUGGAAAUCGUCAUAUUCUGGUAAGAGAUGUACCACAUCCUUAUGGUUUGACCAUAGCUGGAAGCUCCAUCUACUGGACUGACUGGGAAACACGUGCUAUUCAUAGAGCAAACAGGGAUACUGGACAGAAUGUGGAAUUUGUUCGUAAAAAUCUGGCAGGAUUAAUGGAUAUUCAUGCAGUCCAGGUUGACAGCACUGGCAUUAGCAAAUGCGGAGUUGACAAUGGAGGGUGCAGCCACUUGUGUCUACGCAAUUCACAUGGCUAUUCGUGUGCAUGCCCUACAGGUCUCAGCUUACUAAAGGAUAAACUUAGCUGUGAACAGAGUCCAUCAGCCUAUCUGCUUUUCCCCAAUCGAGUAAGCAUUCGUCGCAUAUCAUUGGACACACCUGAUUUUACAGACGUCUUCUUACCAAUCACAGAUGUGUAUAAUACAGUAGCCCUUGAUUUUGAUUUGAAAGAAGGAAAGAUUUACUUCAGUGAUGUGGGAAUAGAUGUUCUAAGGCGUGCCAACCUAAAUGGAAGUAAUGUUGAAACAAUAAUUAGUGAUGACCUAGUUACUGCGGAUGGUCUGACUGUUGAUUGGGUAGCUAAGAACCUGUACUGGACUGAUACUGGAAGAAACGUCAUUGAAGUGUCAAGGACAGAUGGCACUUCAAGAAAAGUGUUGAUUAAUUUGGAUCUUGGAGAACCUCGUGCUAUUGCAGUAUUUCCUAGUGAAGGUUUCCUGUUCUGGUCAGACUGGGGUAAACUGCCUAAGAUAGAACGCUCAUUUUUAGAUGGCAGUGGCCGUAGGAUAAUAGUAGCAACCCACCUUGGCUGGCCUAAUGGCCUUACAAUAGACUAUGGUGCUAAGCAGCUGUACUGGGCUGAUGCUCAGUUGGACAGAAUUGAAACGUCCAGUCUCAAUGGAAAAAACCGUGUUGUUUUGGUCCAGGAUAUUCCUCAUCCUUUUGGUCUGACACAAUUCAGUUCUUACAUCUACUGGACAGACUGGCAAAGCCAAACUAUUGAACGUGUAGAUAAACUGACAGGACAACAUCGGACUGUGGUGAAAGGGAACAUUGAAUACAUGAUGGAAGUGAAAGCUGUGGCAAAGGAAAGACAAAUGGGAACCAAUCCAUGUGCAGUUCAGAAUGGUGGUUGUAGCCAUCUGUGUUUGUACCAGUCGAAAAACCAGUACAUCUGUGACUGUCCAAGUUAUCCUGAUCCCCGUCCAUGUUCCACGGUUCCAGGAGAGGUGAUAUCCAAAACGUUUACAGAAGACUAUGAUGACGAAUUUGGAGGAAUAGACACAGCAACAGCUAAUACCACUAUUAACUGUUCAGAAAAUGACAGCAAUGAAGAAUGUCAACAGGGGAAUUUUCUUUUGAGUGAUUCUGCACUUCAAUCUGCUUAUAUAGCUUUCAGUGUGGUGUUAUUAGCUCUUAUUGGGCUGCUAGUUAUUGCUCUAGCUUUGUGGAGGAGGAAAAGAAGAGUCCAGGAGGUAGAUCCAACCUUGACCUUCUCAAAUCCAACUUACAGCACUUCUUCUACAGAAGUGGAAGCAGAUAAAAAGUGGGGUUGGGGUAAACAACUACGAUACGAUAACAAUGAGGAAAGGUUAUUUGGCUUGACUUCAGAUGAGAAAUUUAACAACUUGGAAGUAGCAGCUUUGGUAAGUAAAAAGUUGGGUGGCUUAGAUGUGGAUUCUUUAGCUCCACCUCCUCCACCACCUCCUCAACGAAUUGAUAGUCAUAAAGAUUUUCCUUAUUCAAAAGGGAGUCCAUCCUUUUCCUCUCGAAGCCCUUCUCCCAUAAAGUCUCCACUGUCCUCCAAAAUGGGGUCUCCAUGUCGAACUACAUCACAGAGGUCAAUAAGUGAUCAUCCUGCAGUGUGCUACCACCCAGUUGAAACUGAUAUAUAAUUCUAAGUAAAAAGAGUGGUAGAAAACUGCCUUUUUUAUUUUAUACACAUGUACUUGAGUUAUGAGAAAAACAAACUUGUGUUGUUGGUAGUUUUGUUACACUUUGCUCUAUCAAGUACUAUACUGGCUUCUAGAUAUUAAGUGGAAAAAAAUCUUAAGUUUGAUUAUGCUAGUUACAUAAAUUUAAUGUUAAAAAUAUAAACUCUAUUCAGUUACAUAAAUCUGGUGAAAUGAAUACAAAUGAAUUUGUUUUAAUGAAUAACUUAUCAAAAAUAAAUGAAAUGUGACUAAAUACCUCUAUAAAAUAAUUAAUUUAUUUGUAUUGUUUACAGUCUUGUUGUUGACAAGUGUUCUGUUGUGUUUUAAGUUAAACAGGUUUUAUUUUACUACAUCUAUUUGUAGAAGGAAAAAAUUUUUGUUUCUUUGACUCUCUUUGAAUUUUUGUGUUACUUGGGUCAUAUUUUGUGUAGCAGUUAAAUUUAACAAUUUUUUGGUGUGGUUUAUUAUUGUUUAAAGUAAAUUAUAUUUCCCAAGAGUUCCAAAAGUUUAAGUUUAUGGUUUGUAGAUAAUGACUAAGACUUUUGAACCAUCAUGUGUUUGAAACAUUAAAGAAAAAUUAGAUGGCAACAAAUAACAGAUAAUAAAAUUAAUUUAUGAUUGUAUCAUAAAAUAUGGAAAUUAAUUUAAUGCAUAACCAAUUUUUAAUAAAUUGCAUGAUAUCAUGAUUUAAGUAAUGUUUCACCAAAAUAAAAUUGACUGUAGUCAUAUAUGCUUUUUGUAUUUUAGCAUAAAAUGUUUUAAAAUAAUUUCCAAAGUAGAUUUAGUUGAACUGAUGUAAUAUCUGCCUAAUUCUGUCAUAUAUCUUUAAAGCACAUGAAUGUUUCAUUUGUUGUGUGCUUGUCUUUGAAGUUGUUCUUUGUGUGCUGUAUUUGUAUUUAAUCCAAGUGCUACUCAUAUUUAAUUGGUAUAACUUAGAAUAUAAUCUGUUACUUCAAUGGUUUCAUCAUCAGAAUCUUGAAUAUUUCUGACUCAAACGUCCAUAAGAAUUAACAGUAAGUUCAACCCACCAUUUAUCUUUAUUGAAUUCUUCUUUACAAAUUUAGGGUAGAAUUCUCUUGUUGCAAAAACUGUUACAUUUUUGAAAUUGUUUCAAUCAAAAUUGCUCUUCAAGCUAUUUGCUCAAAUUUUUGGAACAUUUAAACAAUAAUUAUGUAGUAGCUGUUGAUGUUUUAGAUCAGUUAUUUAUGUUAUUUAUUGUGCAGGUAUGAUGUAUUUUUUGAUUAAAUUCUUUACUUAAUUUCUAAUGAAAUUCAAAGAAUCUUUACCUGUAGUUUGUUUUUACUAAAUUAAUUUUUGAAAGAAUAUUUUUUCAUGGAAGUAAUGGAUGAAAAGUGUAUAUGUAGUGAAGUUAUUACAUUAUGUUUCCACCUGUUUUUAUAAAGACUCUUUUUCUCAUGAAGUUAUUACAUUAUGUUUCCACCCGUUUUUAUAAAGACUCUUUUUCAUGAAGUUUUAGAAGUAAGAAUGUGAAUUGAAUUCAUCAACAAAACUUGUAGAAUUAUGUUGGUGCUUCAUUUAUUUCCUGAUCACAGCUAUCAAGUGAACAACAACAACAAAAAACAUGUACUACUCUU